Messenger RNA from Misgurnus anguillicaudatus (oriental weatherfish), 1960 nucleotides. It is a transcript of the gene pex13, whose product is annotated as peroxisomal biogenesis factor 13. Gene Ontology annotation, cellular component: peroxisomal membrane; peroxisome; peroxisomal importomer complex. Gene Ontology annotation, molecular function: protein binding. Lineage: Eukaryota; Metazoa; Chordata; Actinopteri; Cypriniformes; Cobitidae. Gene Ontology annotation, biological process: protein import into peroxisome matrix, docking. The record is from RefSeq and is a predicted model, not a curated record.
AUAGAUUGCUUUAGUCUGACUGUGGGCCAGUUUCUCUUCCUGACGUUUGGUACUCAGAGCAGCAGAUCAACGGUUUUCUGAAAAUAAAAAAUAAUGUCUCAGCCUCCAACAAAACCAUGGGAACGCCGAAUCCCGGGAACAAUAACUGCCCCGCUAAACUAUCGCUCUGCUGACUUUGGAUCGACAGGACAGAGUGGCCUAUCAGUGUCUGGUCCUCCGGUUUUAACACGGGUGGUACCACCCAUCCCUCCCAGACCCGUACAACAGACAUACCAUCCUAACUACAGCUCCUUUCACUCCUCAUACAGCCCUUAUGGUAGCUCCAUCUAUGGGGGACACAGCCCCUACAGCUACAGAGGUUAUGGAGUUGGAGGUGGCCUGGGUUACAACCGUUAUCAAAUGGAUGACAUCCCACCCAGCCGAUUUGUCCAGCAUGCAGAGGAGAGCAGCCGGGGAGCGUUUCAGUCCAUCGAGAGCAUUGUUCAUGCCUUCUCGUCAGUCAGCAUGAUGAUGGACGCCACAUUCUCUGCUGUAUAUAACAGCUUUCGUGCCGUUUUAGAUGUUGCCAAUCAUUUCUCUCGUAUGCGCAUCCAUUUCACAAAAGUGCUUUCGGCUUUUGCCCUGGUGAGGACCCUUAGAUACCUGUAUCUCAGACUACAGAGGCUUUUGGGAUUGCGUCAGGAUUCAGAGGUGGAUGACCUGUGGGCGGACAGUGCCUCAUCCACGGUGUCCGCUUCAGGAACAAGGGGAGCCGGAGUAGAUGACCCCGGGGCGAAUUCUGUCAAAUCAUGGCCCAUUUUCUUGUUUUUUGCUGUUAUCCUUGGUGGGCCAUAUUUGAUCUGGAGGCUUUUGAGGUCUGCAGAGGGUUCUGAGGAAAAUGGUAUGACAUUGGCCACUAACUGGGCAAGUGGGGAAGAUGACCAUGUAGUAGCAAGAGCGGAGUAUGAUUUCACAGCUGCAUCUGAGGAGGAGAUCUCACUACAGGCUGGGGACAUGCUUAACCUGGCCCCUAAAGAACAACAGCCCAGGGUGCGUGGCUGGCUUUUGGCCAGCGUGGAUGGACAAACCACAGGCCUCGUCCCUGCCAACUACGUCAAAGUAUUGGGCCGGAGGAGAGGUCGAAAGCAUGCAGAAUUGGAGAGGGUGGCACAGGCCCAGCAGGCUACCCAGAACUUUCCACCACCCCAAACUGUCCUGACUACAGCUUCAUCUUCCAGCACCGGGCUGGCUUUUCCUAGCUCAGACCCAGAUUUACUACUAGAGUCUGUGUAUGGGGAAACACAUGUCCCUCACACUACCUUAGAGAUCCCACCUUCUGUGAACAACAGCAGUAGCAUCACCUCAGAAAAGACUGACUUAUAAUCUUCAUGUCCCCGAGCUGAAGUGUAACACUGUAUGUGUGAGUGUGUGUUGAUGUAAGUUCUGGAGGAGGUAAUGAGUAAUGGUGGCCUUGAGGGGGCGGUGAUUAUCAGUCUCCCUGGAAUGUAUCAUUUAAACAGCAUAGCUGAACAGUAGAUUUUUAUUCAGCAAUUUCUUGUAGACUGUUAUGAUCACAGCGUUUGCCAAUAUUUGUUUUAAAAAGGUUGGUAUUUCAACAUUAUAAUUGCCUGCAUGUGUUAAUAAUGACCUAUUAAUUUAUUUAGAAUGCUCAUUUUGAUAUAUUCACAUAUAUUUACACGGUUAAAAGGUUACAUAUAUUGCUGUCACUUUCAAUUGACUUUGAUUUUGUAAAGCAAUGUUCUUUACAAAUUUCAUUAUAGGAAAAUUUCCCUGUCCUAAUGUAAGAGUUUAAGAAAAGUUGUUAAUGUUUCUGCAAGUUUAAAUUAAUAUUUAAUAUGUCCUGUUUUAAGUUGUAUCAUGGUUUUGUGGGGUUUUCUGUGUUUUCAGGUUAACUAAAAGUCUCUGUACAAUUAUGUAAAUAGAAGCAAUUAUUUUGUCAGUAAAUACUUAAAGAAAUGUA